Molecule: messenger RNA, 1923 nt
Organism: Syzygium oleosum
Lineage: Eukaryota; Viridiplantae; Streptophyta; Magnoliopsida; Myrtales; Myrtaceae
Product: nucleobase-ascorbate transporter 4
Exons: 15
Coding region: 17-1633 (538 amino acids)
Biological process (GO): transmembrane transport
Cellular component (GO): membrane
Molecular function (GO): transmembrane transporter activity
Source: RefSeq, a predicted model, not a curated record
GGAAGCCCUGUUGAAGAUGGGAGGAGAGGCGGCGGCACCACCCCCGAAGAUGACGGCCCCGAAGGUCGACGAGCUCCAGCCGCACCCCGUGAAAAUCCAGCUUCCGGGCGUCGAUUUUUGCCUCAACAGCGCUCCUCGGUGGCCUGAAGCUAUGCUGCUGGGAUUUCAACAUUAUCUAGUAAUGCUGGGCACCAUUGUCAUUAUUGCAACGAUACUUGUUCCUUUAAUGGGUGGAGGGAAUUUUGAGAAGUCUCAGAUGAUAAAUACCAUGCUCUUUGUUGCGGGUAUAAACACCCUCCAACAGACUUGGUUUGGAUCUCGGCUUCCUGUGGUCAUAGGGAGCUCAUCAGCGUAUCUUAUCCCAGCAAUCUCUAUUGCUGUGUCUAACAGAAACUCAAAUUAUGUGGACCCACAUGAGAGGUUCAAACAGUCGAUGCAGCGUAUGCAAGGAGCACUUCUUAUUGCGUCGCUCUUCCAGAUGGUGAUUGGUUUUCUAGGCUUCUGGAGAAUUUUCACACGGUUUCUAUCCCCUCUUUCAGUGGUUCCUUUUGUAACUCUCACCGGUCUCGGCCUUUUUGCUCGUGGCUUCCCAGAGCUGGCAAAAUGUGUUGAAAUUGGACUCCCAGAGUUGAUUUUACUGAUUGUUAUAUCUCAGUAUAUUCCGCACUUGAUGUCAUCCCGAAGAGCCAUUUUUGAUCGAGGUGCGGUCCUGUUCUCAGUAGCGAUCGUGUGGGCAUUUGCAGCACUCUUAACCCUAUCUGGUGCUUACAAUGGGAGAUCAAUAAAUACUCAAAUCAGCUGCCGUACAGAUCGUUCUGGGCUUAUUGGCGGUGCUGAAUGGAUAAGGGUUCCAUAUCCAUUUCAAUGGGGAGGACCAUCUUUUGAUGCUGGCGAUGCUUUUGCCAUGAUGGCUUCUUCAAUGGUUGCUCUUAUAGAGUCAACAGGAACCUUUAUUGCUGCAUCGAGAUAUGCAAGUGCAACCCCAGUGCCCCCAUCUGUGCUGAGUCGUGGAGUAGGGUGGCUGGGCAUAAGCACUCUGAUAGAUGGGGCUUUUGGGACAGCGACUGGAUCCGCUGCAUCAGUUGAAAAUGCUGGUCUUUUGGGAUUAACGAGGAUUGGAAGUCGAAGAGUUAUCGAAAUAUCAGCCGGCUUUAUGCUCUUCUUUUCUGUGUUAGGAAAAUUUGGUGCUGUGCUUGCUUCUAUCCCAUUACCUAUCGUGGCUGCUUUGUACUGUGUCCUCUUUGCCUAUGUCGCUGCGGCGGGUCUCAGUUUCCUCCAGUUCUGCAACUUGAACAGCUUUAGGACAAAGUUUAUUCUGGGUUUCUCUCUCUUCAUGGGUCUUUCAGUGCCACAAUACUUUGAAGAAUAUCUUUUGGCCGCUGGCAAUGGUCCUGUCCACACGCGCUCAAUUUCGUUCAACAACAUAAUGCAAGUGAUUUUCUCGUCGGCCCCCACCGUGGCGUUAAUGGUGGCUUAUUUAUUGGACCGCACUCAUAGUUGGGGACACAGCGCGGUACGGACGGACUCUGGACGUCACUGGUGGGCAAAAUUCACUGUUUUCAGUGCAGACAUGAGAAGUGAAGAGUUUUACUCACUUCCCUACAACCUCAAUAGGUUCUUCCCUUCGUUCUGACGACAAGGGGAUUUGGUAUAUGUCUUUGCGUGUUUCCUCAUGAUUAGGAGUCAAGAUAUAAGAGAUUCAAAAUAACCUGAUCUACUGCAUUUGGGUACACUCCCUAUGCUUAUCGAUGAUUGUAUUUGACCACGGAUGGUGAAGUUGUAAUUAUGUUUAUCGCAUCACAGAAACCUUGCUACACAAGGAAAGGGAAAACUGAGAAGCAAAAUUAUAGGAGCACUUGAACCUAUUCAGUUUACUGGUAUAUGAACAUAAUGACUGCUUCAAAAGAUGAUUCCUUCUGUCUA